AUGCAAUUCAUUGAGACGUCCGCCAAAUCGUCGGAAAACGUUGAAGAGGCAUUCCUGAAGAUCGCCCGAGAAAUCAAGGAACUUGUAGCUCCAGUUCCUUACAUGGCAUCAAAGUAG
This is a messenger RNA of Ostertagia ostertagi, 117 nucleotides long. The record is from the annotation of a GenBank genome assembly. Lineage: Eukaryota; Metazoa; Nematoda; Chromadorea; Rhabditida; Trichostrongylidae.